Clupea harengus (Atlantic herring) is the source of this 651-nucleotide messenger RNA. Its product is annotated as histone H3. The record is from RefSeq and is a predicted model, not a curated record. The transcript is spliced from 4 exons. Bases 1 to 651 code for a protein of 216 amino acids. NCBI's taxonomy places the organism in Eukaryota, Metazoa, Chordata, Actinopteri, Clupeiformes, Clupeidae.
AUGGCUGAAGACCUGAGGCUGCUGCGCAAGGGCAACCGUGUCGGUGUCGGUGCUUGGGCUCCAGUUUAUGUGGCUGCCGUGCUCGAGUACCUGACUGCUGAGAUCCUGGAUACCUUGGAUUCAAAUGUGAAAACUCUACGUUUUGGAGGCCAAAGUAGCGACGUAUCAGUGGGAAGCUCACUGUUGGAGGCUUUAAAAAGACCAUGUUCCCGCGGAAAUGUUCAUUCACCUACACCAGCAAUGGCAAGAACCAAGCAAACCGCUCGUAAAUCCACCGGUGGCAAAGCCCCGAGGAAGCAGCUCGCUACUAAGGCUGCACGCAAGAGUGCACCAGCCACCGGUGGCGUGAAGAAGCCUCAUCGUUACAGGCCUGGCACCGUGGCUCUGAGGGAAAUCCGUCGUUAUCAGAAGUCCACCGAGUUGCUGAUCCGUAAACUGCCUUUUCAGCGUCUGGUCCGAGAAAUCGCACAGGACUUCAAGACUGACCUGCGUUUCCAGAGUUCUGCGGUCAUGGCUCUUCAGGAGGCUAGCGAGGCUUACCUAGUCGGUCUGUUUGAGGACACCAACCUGUGCGCCAUCCACGCUAAGAGGGUCACCAUCAUGCCCAAAGACAUCCAGCUGGCUCGUCGCAUUCGCGGAGAGCGCGCUUAA